AUGUCAAAGUCACCAGAGUCGUACCAUUACCUAUCUUUGGCUUGUGAACCUCCUAUUACAGAUGAGAUUACCUUGAGGCUUGCCUUGCAAGACGCGCUUACUGCGACAUUUGGCCUCGUGUACGCCGGCGCGCCUAUCGACGUUCGCUCGAUGUCUUCGCGCGGGAAGGCAGGACGAGAAGUUGUAGUGAUCAGGGUUGCAUCGGGAGAUGUGAGGAGGAUCACGGCCGCCGUCACGGCGUACAAUACACCCGGACGUUCUCGAUUAUCCGUCGUGGAAGAUACUGUCACAGUACCUGCCGAGGAUAUCUCAGCAGUACCAGAUGUCAAUGCAGUUCAUGAGUGA
This is a messenger RNA of Peniophora sp. CBMAI 1063, 345 nucleotides long. Lineage: Eukaryota; Fungi; Basidiomycota; Agaricomycetes; Russulales; Peniophoraceae. The record is from the annotation of a GenBank genome assembly.